AUGGGUAUGAAAAAUUGUACAGGUACAGUGCAGAAACGAGGGAGGAAGAUCAAAACCAGGCCCUUAGCGGCGUUCAGAAAGCAGAAAAUAGAGAAGAAUGAAACAAAGACAAUCAGGAAGAAGAUAAAGAUGAAUAUCUGCUACAAUCAGAGGCCAUGGGCUGAUCUUCGAGAGGAACUUCUCAAUAUAAUCUCUAGCAACUUGAAUAUUGCAGACUAUCUCAGCAUUGGUAGAGUUUGCAGAAGUUGGAGAUUAUUUAAUUCAGAGUACGAGGACGGUUUCAUGGCAUCAAAAUCACCUCUUGUCAUUCACAUCUCAUCACAAGCUAAGAAAGCGUGCUGUUUUCACGAAAUAGCCACUGGAAUCAAAUACAAGACAAUGCUUCCGAAUUUUAUUUGCGACUUCAAAUUUUGUCUUGGUGUUUCUGGUGGGUAUUUAAUCAUGAAAGAUACUUGGAGUCAAAAAAUUUGGCUAAUAAACCCUGUUACAGGACGCCAAUUCCAGUUCUCUCGCGUGCGCAAACUUUCUGAUAAUAUUCGAUUUAGUUCAGAUCGUGCCAUUUUCGCUUCAACUGGGUCUCAAGAUCAAGAUUUUGUUGUAGUGAUUCUCUCUUGUCGGAACCAGAACUUGGAAUUUUAUACAUCUAGAAACAACCAGUGGAAAGAAUACUCUUUUAAACUUAAGAAUUGGCAUAUUUUGGAUAUGGUUGUUUUCUGUGGCAGGAUAUUUGCUAUAACUAACCAUUCUCAGAUUGGGAUACUUGACCUUAGAAAUUUUGAUUUGAAGUUUUUGACACUGAAAUUUGCACCUCGUGUGAGCAGUAAUGUGAGGUUGGUGACUUCAAAUAACAAUAUUCUGAUCGUAGAUUAUGUUAACGUGAACAUGAUUAAAGUUUAUUCAAUAAACGUGAAGAAGAUGGAAUGGGUUGUGAUGAAUAAUUUGGGUCAACAUGCUGUGUGCGUCGGUGAUGGGGGCAUUAUAAGCUGCAAGUUAAUCGACCCAACAAAGUGGGGAGGACAAAGCAACUGCGUUUAUGUGCUGUUAAACGAUGGAUGCCAUAUACACUCCUUGAAGAAUGGCGAGGUGAAAACGAUUCGUAAAUGGAGAUGGGAUGAUAAAACUCGGAUGUACUCGUGGUAUUUUUUUUCUGCAGAUAAUGUAAGAGGCUUUGAUUAG
This is a messenger RNA of Pistacia vera, 1176 nucleotides long. RefSeq lists its product as uncharacterized. Gene Ontology annotation, molecular function: protein binding. NCBI's taxonomy places the organism in Eukaryota, Viridiplantae, Streptophyta, Magnoliopsida, Sapindales, Anacardiaceae. The transcript has a single exon. Bases 1 to 1176 code for a protein of 391 amino acids. The record is from RefSeq and is a predicted model, not a curated record.